UGGAGAGUGCAGCUGGGGCGUGAUCAUACUGGUGUUUAUCAAUUGUGAAAGCAGAAGGCAAAAAUCAGAACCUGCUUAGAGAAAUGGCAAUGGAUCCCCAAAACCAGAAGAAAGUGAAACUUAAUGAUGGCCGCUUCAUGCCUGUUCUGGGGUUUGGCACUUUGGCAUCUCCAGAGGUUCCUAAGAGUGAAGCUCUGGAGGUCACCAAAUUUGCUAUAGAGGUUGGAUUUCGCCAUAUUGACUGUGCUCAUUUGUACCAAAAUGAAGAGCAGGUUGGCCAAGCCAUUAGAAGCAAGAUUGAAGAUGGCACUGUGAAGAGAGAAGACAUAUUCUACACUUCAAAGGUUUGGUCCACUUUCCUUCGACCAGAGUUGGUCCAACCAGCCUUGGAAAAGUCACUGAAAGAUCUUCAACUGGAAUAUGUUGAUCUCUAUAUUAUUCAUCAGCCAGUGGCUCUGGUGCCAGGUGAGGCACUUUUCCCAACAGAUGAAAAUGGAAAAAUGAUAUAUGACUCAGUGGAUCUCUGUCGCACAUGGGAGGCCCUGGAGAAGUGUAAGGACAAAGGGCUGACCAAGUCCAUCGGGGUGUCCAACUUCAACCACAAGCAGCUGGAGAAGAUCCUGAACAAGCCGGGGCUCAAGUACAAGCCUGUCUGCAACCAGGUGGAAUGUCACCCUUAUCUCAAUCAGAGCAAGCUGCUGGAGUUCUGCAAGUCACAUGAUAUUGUCCUUGUUGCCUAUGGUGCUCUUGGAUCCCAACGAUCAUUACAAUGGUUGGAUCCAAACCUCCCCUUUCUCUUGGAGGACCCGGUUCUCUCUGCCAUUGCCCAAAAGCACAAGCAAACUCCAGCUCUCGUUGCCCUUCGCUAUCAGAUGCAACGUGGGGUUGUGGUUCUGGCCAAGAGUUACAACAAGAAGCGGAUCAAAGAGAACAUGCAGGUGUUUGACUUUGAACUGACUCCAGAAGACAUGGAAACAAUUGAUGGCAUCAACAGAAACAUAAGAUAUUAUGAAUAUCUAAUGUGGGUUGAUCACCCUGAGUAUCCAUUUUCUGAAGAAUAUUGACUGUGAGAUGUCCACUAUCCAUUCUACCAGAACUUUUUCUCUAGGGCUCUGAAGAGCAUUUCUGUACUUGGUGGAGGUGUUUAAAAGAAGUUUCUGACCUUUGAAAUCUGAUUUAUGAAAAAUAAAAAUAACCUCUGAUUAACCCAU
Molecule: messenger RNA, 1211 nt
Organism: Odocoileus virginianus texanus
Lineage: Eukaryota; Metazoa; Chordata; Mammalia; Artiodactyla; Cervidae
Product: dihydrodiol dehydrogenase 3-like
Biological process (GO): prostaglandin metabolic process; daunorubicin metabolic process; progesterone metabolic process
Cellular component (GO): cytosol
Molecular function (GO): ketosteroid monooxygenase activity; bile acid binding; aldose reductase (NADPH) activity
Source: RefSeq, a predicted model, not a curated record